Branchiostoma belcheri (Belcher's lancelet) is the source of this 1117-nucleotide messenger RNA. Its product is annotated as failed axon connections homolog. NCBI's taxonomy places the organism in Eukaryota, Metazoa, Chordata, Leptocardii, Amphioxiformes, Branchiostomatidae. The coding region runs from base 129 to 1061 and encodes 310 amino acids. The record is from RefSeq and is a predicted model, not a curated record. The transcript has 5 exons. Gene Ontology annotation, cellular component: cytoplasm.
CCUCCUUCCACCACAACAAGACUGAGACAGUCUCGACCAUGACACAGAGGACACAUUGAUCAAGUUCAGUGUUACUUUUGAAGUAAUUUUCGUACUUUUCAAGUUAUUCAAAGCUAGAAGAUUCCAAAAUGUCCGCCGAAAAUGUCCAGGUUUCUUUUCGUGGCCUGUUGGAGUACCUCCAGACUUCAAUCGUGCAGUUGUUGACAGACCCCACCCAACUCUCUCCCGGCCAGGGUGUUCUUGUCGGCGCCUCUGCGCUGUUAGUCGGGGCGGUGUUGUGGAGCUGCUGCGGGGGACAGAGGAGAAACAAGGUCAAGUUGAGGGCGGAGUUUACCCCAGGAAAAGUGUACUUCCACACACUACCACCAGUGAAGGCGAUCCCAUGUCUGACUCCGUUUGGUAUAAAGCUGGAGACAUAUCUGCGUAUGGCUGAUAUUCCAUACGAGCCUAUGCGCGGGUUCAGUUACGGCCCAAAGGGUAAAAUCCCGUGGAUUGAGUACAACGGUGAAGCCAUGGGAGACUCUGGUCUCAUCCUGGAGUUUCUGAACAGGGAGAAAGGUGUGGACCUGAACCAGUCCCUGAGUGCUGCAGACAAGGCUGUCAGCAGGGCCUUCACUAAGAUGGUGGAGGAGAACACUUACUGGGGUAUGGCUGAGGUGAGGUGGAUAGAUGACUUUGACAAAGUGCAGGAGCUGUGUGAGGCUCCCUGGGCCUUCGUGUUUUUCCUGCGAGGAGUGAGAAGCAAAGUCAAGCAGACGAUGUGGGCCCACGGCAUCGGUCGCCACUCCAGGGACGAACUCCAAGGCAUCAUCGAGAAAGAUCUCAGGGCCAUCUCAAGUUUUCUGGGUACCAAACCGUAUCUGAUGGGAGAACAGCCUACUGAGGUGGAUGCAGCAGUGUUCGGUCAGCUGUCAGAGAUUGUUUGGACAACAUCCGGGUCCUACCUGCACAGGAUUGUCACUGUGGACUGUCCCAACCUGCUGGCCUACUGCAACCGUAUCAAGGACCGCUAUUGGUCAGACUGGGAUCAGCUGACCAACAAAACCAAGAAGGACCAAUGAAGACUUGCCUCUGUCAUUGAGAUUUUCAUUCCAAUAUUUGUUUUGGUAUACUAUGG